GAAGAAUUUUACUGCAUACCCACAAUGAGAAUUUUGUGGAUUUUCGUUUUCUUGAUGUUGUUGACUGUUGCAAUUGGAAGUGAAAAUCUUAACUCUCAUGUGUUUUCGAGGCCAUUGAUUAUUGAGUAUCCUGAAAAUAAUGAAAACCAAUUGAAGUGUACGAGUUGGAGGUUUGCUGUUGAAACGAAUAAUUUAAGUCCAUGGAAGACGAUUCCAGAGGAAUGUGCUGAUUAUGUGAGGGAAUAUGUUGUGGGUCCGGGUUAUAAAAAUGACAUUGAUAGGGUUUCGAAUGAGGCGGGAGAAUAUGCGAAAAGUGUUGAUUUGGGAGAUGAUGGAAGAGAUGUGUGGGUUUUUGAUGUUGACGAAACUUUGCUUUCUAAUCUUCCGUACUAUUCUGAUCAUGGUUAUGGAUUGGAGGUUUUUGAUAGUGUGGAAUUUGAUAAAUGGGUUGAGAAGGGAACGGCACCAGCCUUAGGGUCCAGUUUGAAGCUUUAUCAAGAAGUUCUGAGUUUGGGAUUCAAAGUUUUCUUGCUGACUGGGCGCAGCAAAAGACACAGAAGUGUUACAGUGGAGAAUUUGAUGAACGCUGGAUUCCACGAUUGGCACAAGCUCAUUCUUAGAGGGCCGGACGACCAUGUCAAAACAGCAACAACCUUUAAAUCAGAGAGACGAAAUGAGAUUGUAGAAGAAGGGUUCCGAAUAGUGGGCAACUCAGGAGACCAAUGGAGUGAUCUGCUAGGUUCUUCUAUGUCUAAUCGCUCAUUCAAGCUUCCAAAUCCCAUCUACUACAUUCCCUAAAGUAGAACUUGUAACUAAUAGGUUUGGUAGCCCAUGUUGAUGCAACAUGCCGAUGAUUUUUUUUUUUCACUGGCUAAUGGCUACCUUAUAAAUAAUGUAACUGUAAUUCUUGUAAUCCCUUAAACUGGAUUAUUGAUGAUUCAAUGAAUGUAUGCCAUAGCAGCAACAAUUGUGCAUAACCACCAUUUCCGUCUGUGACAUCUCU
Solanum stenotomum is the source of this 1003-nucleotide messenger RNA. Its product is annotated as acid phosphatase 1. Gene Ontology annotation, molecular function: acid phosphatase activity. Bases 25 to 798 code for a protein of 257 amino acids. NCBI's taxonomy places the organism in Eukaryota, Viridiplantae, Streptophyta, Magnoliopsida, Solanales, Solanaceae. The transcript has 3 exons. The record is from RefSeq and is a predicted model, not a curated record.